This is a messenger RNA of Canis lupus familiaris (dog), 321 nucleotides long. Its product is annotated as small nuclear ribonucleoprotein F-like. Lineage: Eukaryota; Metazoa; Chordata; Mammalia; Carnivora; Canidae. Gene Ontology annotation, cellular component: U1 snRNP; catalytic step 2 spliceosome. Gene Ontology annotation, biological process: mRNA splicing, via spliceosome; spliceosomal snRNP assembly. Gene Ontology annotation, molecular function: RNA binding. The record is from RefSeq and is a predicted model, not a curated record.
AUGGUAACAGCUUGCUGGACGGACUAUAGCUGGGUCAGCGGCGAGCGGCCUGCAGCAUUGGCUUGUGGUCGCAAUGACAAUCCGAAACCUUUUCUGAAUGGAUUAACAGGAAAGCCAGUAACGGUGAAACUGAAGUGGGGAAUGGAGUACAAAGGCUACCUUGUGUCUGUAGAUGGCUAUAUGAACAUGCAGCUUGCAAACACAGAAGAAUACAUAGAUGGAGCGUUGUCUGGACAUUUGGGUGAAGUUUUAAUAAGGUGUCAUAAUGUCCUUUAUAUCAGGGGUGAAGAAGAGUAAGAAGAUGGGGAAGUGAGAGAAUAG